Molecule: messenger RNA, 3458 nt
Organism: Cercocebus atys (sooty mangabey)
Lineage: Eukaryota; Metazoa; Chordata; Mammalia; Primates; Cercopithecidae
Exons: 1
Coding region: 16-1170 (384 amino acids)
Source: RefSeq, a predicted model, not a curated record
UCGGGUCACGGCAGCAUGCCCGGGCCGCUGCGGGUGCCGCUGGGGCCUGACGGAGUCCGAGAGCGGCGCCGGGCUCUUUCGGGCCCACUACGGCCCCAACCCUCCUCAGGAAACCUCUGCCCACUGAGGAAAGGCCGCAAAAACCGUUCCGCUCGGAGGGGAGAAGAGCCGCAGGCCGAAGCUAGGCCUCGCAGGGGGCAGCGGCCACCUCCUCGCGUUCGGCCUCGUCCACUCGGCCCGCGGAGAGCGCGGGGGGCGCUGGGAGCCGCAGCCACGCAUGCGCCGCCUGCCACCAAGCGCCGCGGGGCCCGCGCGAGGCGUCCUUGCGGGCGAGGGGCUGGAGGAGGGGGCCCGUGUGGAGGACUCUCGCGAGAGCGCGCUGCGCGGCGACUGGGCGCCGAGGGUCCUCCCGGAGCGGAGGGACACAGAGGGACUCUAGGGCACCUGUCAUCGCGAACAGUAUGGGAGCGGGAGGCGAGUGCCGCUUCAGGCGGAGAAUCCAGGCGGUGGCGGGACCUCCCUGAGGUGGAGUUGCCGCCACCGAGGCCUGGCUGCCGGGGAAGAAGAGCACGGGAGCGUGGACUCGUGUUGCUGGCGGAGGGACACGGAGUUGCGGCGGAGGGAUUUGGACCGUGUUCCUGGACCAGGGCCGCGGUCGGGGCUGGAGUGGGUCACCAGACCCCAUGGGACUUUCUUGCCCUGGCGGAGGCGCACGUGUGGCCUUUGCCUUUGCUUGCGGAGGGAUCUGUGCGUGGCUCCAGGUCUUUCCUGGCGCUGUCCCAGCUCAGUGAUUUCUUGUUGCCCCUGGCGUUGGGGAGGUGGAUGUGGUCGAGCUUGAGGAGAAGGGGGCAGAGGGGUCUCGGGGCCAGCGUUCCGCCACCCAGGCCCGAGCUUGCUCCCUCAUGGUGCUGCCCCUGUCCCCGAUUUCAUAGACCGGCUUUCCCUCUCGAGCACCUACUAUAUGCCAGGCUGCGCUUUGCGCGCUUGGCAGAGGCAACAGUGUCACCAGGGGGUGCUGGUUUCUCCCCAAGGGGCUUUUGUCUGUCCCUUGUUGCAGAGCUAGCGCAUGAGACCAAGUGUGUCAGUCAGGCCGUUCAGCCUUCAGUGGCCAUGGAAUUGGAGAAGUGGAAGCGUAGCUCGCAAGUCAAGCUCUCAGCUCUUGAAAACUGAGAAGUUACAGGUAAUAGGGAAAUAGUUGACGAAAAGUAAAACUGAAAUAUUUGAAGAGAUUUAUUCUGGACUAAAUACGAGUCACCGUGGCCCGUGACACAGCCCUCAGGAGGGCUUGAGAACAUGUGUCAAAGGUGGUCGGGGUGCAGCUUGUUUUUAUACGUUUUAGGGAGGCAUGAGACAUCAAUCAAAUACAUUAAAGAAAUACAUGGGUUUGGUCCAGGAAGGCAGGACAACUCAAAGGGGUGGGGGUCGGGUUGGGGGCUUCCAGGCUAUAGGGAAAUUUAAACAUUUUGUACUUGACAAUUGGUUGAGUUUGUCUAAAGACCUGGGAUUGAUAGAAAGGAAAUGUACAGGUUAAGAUAAAAGUGGAGACCAAAGUUCUUUUGAAGUCUUAUGGUGGCUGCCUUUAGAAAUAAUAGAUGACAAAUGUUUCCUAUUCAGAUCUUCAAAAGGUGUUAGACUUUUAGUUAAUCUGUUUAGGAUUGGGAGGACCUGGAAGAAAAAGAUCUAGCUAUGUUAAUAGAUGUUCUUUACAGAGGCACAUUUUCCCCCACAAAGGAUAGGUUUUGGGGGAAAAUGCUGUCCUUUAUGGAAGAAAUUGUAAAAUAGGGCAAAGAAACAUGUUUUGGGGUAAAAUAUUUUGACUUUCUUCUUUGUCACGUAAUGUUAUGCCAGAGUCAGAUUGGAAAGUAAGUCAUCAUAUACAGGGUUAAAUAAAACCCAUCUGAUGAGAAUUUAUGGUUUGUAGGGCAUGACUCCCCAGAUCCCUUAGAUAGGAAUUUGGGCAAGAUUUAGAAAAUCAGAGUUUAGGCCGGGCGUAGUGGCUUAUGCCUGUAAUCCCAGCAUUUUGGGAGGCCAAGGCAGGUGGAUCACUUGAGGUGAGAAGUUCAGGACCAGCCUGGCCAACAUGGUGAAACCCUGUCUCUACUAAAAAUACAAAAAUUAACUGGGCAUGGUGGUACACACCUGUGAUUCCAGCUGCUCGGGAGGCUGAGGUGUGAGAAUCGCUUGAACCCGGGAGGCAGAGGUUGCAGUGAGCCGAGAUAGUGCCACCACACUCCAGCUUGGGUGACAAAUUGAGACUGGGUCAAAAACAAAACAAAACAGAAAACAAAAAACAUACAAAUCAGAGCUUAGUCCUCAGGUGUCCUUAAUGAAGGGGCUGGACAUUAAGAGCAAGGCAAGGAGGCAGAAGGAACGCUUGAGCCCGGGGAAUUGGAGACCAGCUUGGGCAACACGGUAAGACCCUGUCUCUAAAAAAAUAAAAAAUAAAAAAAUAAGAACAGGAGGAGGAAUAUUCAUGUUUUUUUUUGGGAAGGGAGGUAGAUUUUCCUGGAAUCAAGGAGCUACCUGUUUUUUUUUCCUUUUUUGGUCUCUUCGGGUCAUGAUGGUGAUUGUCAACUGUCAUGGCGCCAAUGGGAAUGUCAUUUAGUACUGAAGUUGGAUGAGGAUGAAGCUAGAGGUUCUUGAGAGGUGGAGGAAGCUAAGAAGGAACCUAUGACCACAGACAUCCUGUUUUCUAAAAAUAAGCAGAGUUAAAUCUGAGUAGGCAUUUAGCUAUGUCAUGGAGGCAUUGCAUUGGGUAACAAAAGCCAGGUAGGCGUCCAGCUAAGUCCCCUAGGCCCUGCAACGGGUAACAGCAGUACUGACUAUGUUAGAGAAAAGCUUGCUUGCUUGAGUAUAAUUAUUGUUUUGCCUGAUUUUGUAAAUUAUUCACUAAAAACAGUCACAGCAAAAACAGGACCUUACACACAGACCAGCAGCUCUGGGAACGGGCUGAUGGUCCCUGCACAAUCUAGUCACAAGGCAUUGACCAAGAAAGUAAUAAUUAACUGCCCAUCUGAGACUGUGCAUGAUUGACGAGAAUGUUUUUUGUUUUGUUUUGUUUCUUGGGACAGUCUUGGUCCGUCGCCCAGCCUGGAGUGCAGUGAUCUUGGUUCACUGCAGCCUCUGCCUCCUGAGUAGCUGGGACUACAGGUGUGCACCUCCGCACCUGGCUAAUUUUUGUAUUUUUAGUAGAGAUGGCGUUUCACUAUGUUGGCCAGGAUGGUCUCGAACUCCUGACCUCAAGUGAUCCACCUGCCUCAGCCUCCCAAAUUGCUGGGAUUACAGGCAUGAGCUACUGCCCCUGGCCCACAAGAAUGUUUUGAUCAUUAUUUCUCCUAAUUUUCCUUAAAAUUCCUGGAUCUAGAGGCACAACUGAGAAAGGUGGUCUUUGAACGCUAGUGCACUGCCUUUUGCAGGUUGCUGGUUUCUUGAAUAAAGCUAACUUUACGUUCGCCAAA